AUGCCACCACGUUCCUUCUACGCUGCAAGACGCGCAAAGAAGCUCAAGGAAAGCGAGGCUGCCAAAGCUCCCGAGGAUCGUUUCAUCAAUCGAGAAUGGGAUGAUGAAGUCGAAAUUAAACUCAGCAUUCAAACGAGAAAUCAACAUGCUAGAUGCAAAGCUACGUUCAUCGAGAUGGCCAGCGGUCCUGACGUUAAGAUUGUCGAGACUCUCGAGCAAACUGAGGCUUUCUUCACCGCCCGAGGUCCUCAAUUCACCUUCAAGGUCUUAAAAGCCUUCAUCGAGCCUUAUGCAGCGACAAUGCAUAGUACCAUCCGGGACACUCCUUCUGUACGCUCUUUGGAAAAGGUGUUGCUCGGCCUCUUUGGAGCGGCAAAGAUUGCGAAGAACCCUGUCGACAAGACUAUCAAGAAGAACACACUCUCAUGGGUCCGGGCAAACAUGGUCAGACGUGGUCUGACCCAUUACGAGCAGAGGAAGAAGCAUGUUGCUACGCCAAAGGAUGUAUCACAGUGCUUGCGCUCCUUCUUCGAUCCUACAUACUGCUCUUCACAGCUCACCACUCGCGAUAUUCUAACCUUUGCUCUUGUUAUCAAUCUGAUGAUCGAUUGCAAUGGGCGCAUCAGCGAGCUCACGAGACCAUCGAUGUCAUAUGAGGAUUGGGAGACGUGGAAGUCGGAAAAUCCCGAGAAGAUCUUCACUUGGCAACAUGUCGAGCUUUUUGCAUUCCCAGGUCCAGAUGGUAAAGCUGAACUCGAGGCACGGCUAACCUUCUCGGGUCUGAAGAACACAGGUCAGAAGGGCAAUAGGGAGAAGUGCAUCCCUCUUCGACUACUUCCAUUGCACCUCGCUGCAGAGGACAGUCUACGAUGGCUUUUGAUAUUAGGUCUAAUCGACCAAGUCUUCCACAACAUCACCAGCUGGGCAGAUUUGGACGCUGUCCGAUGCGAAGCGGGUGGGACAAGAAUCCACAUCAGACCUGACAAGAUGGAGACACCAGUACUUCGCAAUGCUCUUCGUAAGCCGGUUGCAAACACACCAUUGAUCGAGAACGACGUCAUGCGAUAUCAGCAGUUCACAAAACAGCUUAAUGACCUCAGCCGACACAUGGGGCUCGAGAACAAAAUGAUGGCCGGUGCGCUCCGCCGUGGGGGGGCAUACAUUCUUGCAUUGAAAGCUUCAAAGGAGGAGCGCUGUGCUCGCAUGGGCCAUAGUGAUGCUGAUGGCACAUACUGGGCAGCAUAUCGCAAUACCACGUCGUCCAUAGAUUUUCAAGCAUUUCGCCUUGGCUUAGACGAGAAGUCUGUCGUACGAAUGUCCAGUGCACUCCUGAACAGAACCUCACAACCGCCAGACCGUGUCUCCGACCAAGGGAUACAAGAUGUGCACCAGGAUAAAGAGCUGAUGGAGCUCCUGGAUCAACAAUGCUCCCUUGGUGAUCAGCUCAUUGAGAAGUAUGGCUCUCUCGAUGCUUCGCUAAUCGGCACCCCUGAUUCAGACCUGAUCUCGCAAUACCGCAAGGUCAAAGAUAUGUAUGUAAAGAGGGAAGGGCAUCUACUGAACAAGCAAUUCCAAGUUGAGUGGAAAGAAUUCUUUAAAGUUGGCGGAGACUCUCCAAAGCAGAUUCAAGAGCAGCCGCCCGAGCUGGAGCACAAAGCUUCUCAAGUGUCUGAGAUGAUAGAGGCAGCAGAUGUGGAAGACGCGAACCUUGAGCAGAUCGACCCUGUUCUGCUUGACGAGAACGAGAAUGACAUGGAGAGAUCAGCAGAUACCCUGACCGCAGACCUUGAUGCUUUGGAAUCGGACGCCGUCCAAUCGAAUGGAGACCCUGUCAUUGUAGCCAAAUCUGCCAACAAGUUUGCUGCCAGACCACUUGCACGACACUCUCUCCUAUCUGAUCUCUCGGAGCUCUUGUAUGAUCAACCGUCCUCUCUCUCGGAAACUGAGUUUGCGAGCAACAUGGUCACAAAGCUCAACCAUCUUCACUGUGCAGACCGAUUCUACCCCAACCAAGAGCCACACCCUGGCACUCUGUCUUGUAUUGCCUGCGACGAAUCUCUCAUCGGCAUGCUCCAUGAGAACGAACAUGUUGUAUUGUGUCAAGGGAGAACAAUGGCACAGCUCACCAUGGAAAGUUUGAAGGAGAAGGAGAGCACAAUUCCAGCCUGCACAACUUGCUCCAUGACUGUACCAGGCAGAAAAAAGCCUUGCACGUACAAGUACAACGACGAUACUAGUUCGCAUAGAUCUCAUUCCAAGCAUGCUCAUCAAGCAAAGUCGAAAGAGUAUGUCUGCUUUGACCAUGCUACCGACUACGACAGUCUCCAUGACUUUCGAGUACAUCUGAUUACCGAGCACGCAGCACCAUCGAAGAUCUUACCCCUCAAAUCAGCUGGGGGUGUCAUCAAUCCGGAUAUCUUGGUAUUCUGGUGCAAACUUUGCCAGGUGUGGAUUCCUCGGACAGAAUGUCUUGAACAGGAGCACCUGAGGGGACAUAUCGACGAUGUCCAAUCUGCUAUUGCAAGCCACGGAUUCGCAGGUGUCUUCGAAAGCUACAGAUGGGCGCAUCCGUCCUUCUGUAUCUUCUGUCUCUUUGACGACCGGGCUGGGCUGACGACCCAAUUCUACGAGUUUGCUGAUAUGAGACCAUACAUUGCACAUAUCGAAGGACAUCUAAAGGCUAUGGACGGCGUCCAAUCUGUGCUCUGCCCUGCUAGCUCUGCAUCUGCGAACGGGGUUCCUGCUCUUUGUGAUCUGAUGGAGGAACUCAAUCAGGAGAGCUUGGCGAGACAUCUGGUUGAAACUCACGGCUUAUCGGUUGAGGUCGGUAGCUUUGCAAAGGACGGCGCUCCGCCUACGAAGAAGCAGAAGAGGUCUGCACUGGGUGUCAAAAGCGUAAACCAAAAGGUCAAUGUUGCGCAGGAGUUUUCGAAAUCUUAA
This is a messenger RNA of Lachnellula hyalina, 2940 nucleotides long. RefSeq lists its product as uncharacterized. Lineage: Eukaryota; Fungi; Ascomycota; Leotiomycetes; Helotiales; Lachnaceae. The record is from RefSeq and is a predicted model, not a curated record. The transcript has 2 exons. Bases 1 to 2940 code for a protein of 979 amino acids.